CUAUUCAUAAAGUGGGGCUGGCUGUCCCACCGGUGUAACUGGGUGUAUUUGGGGAAUGUAGUGGAGCAGUCUGUUACAUUGGCUAACAACCAUAAUGCUGAGUGGGGCCAGGUCAGGAUGUUGACCUGCGGGGAGGUUUCCUCACAACAGCCCCCACAUGUUUUGGAGGAGGAUGGGAGCGAGGACGGUGUUGUUAUGCUCAUUUCAGUGACUCCGAAUAUUUUACUUUAUUUGAACAUUAUUUGGCGCUUUAACCCUUUUAAUGUAAAGGCAUAAAUAUUUGUAUUUGUUCUGAAUAGACUGUGGGUGUGUGAUGGUGGAUAGGUGGGCGUGCGCUCUUUAACCUUCAUGGUGAUCUGGAGGACAGGGUGAGGAAGGAGGGAGGGGGAGCGGAGAAAGGGGCUGGCGUCCGAUGCCGAAACACAGCAGCAGCAGCCUGGAGCUGCCCGCAGGGACGCGCAUCGCUGGACUUGCAUCGCUUCGACCGAGAUGAUCGGGCCACUGGGCAAGCAGACCCUCUCCGCGAUCUUGCUGAUCAUCUCCAUUCAGGGGGUGGUCGAACCAAGUAAUUCUCAUCAUGCAACCUCAGCACCAGUGUCUAGGGGUGAUGAAGACCGUUUAUCUGUGGUGGAGAUUUUUCUUCUUUUAGGAUUCAAUGAAACAAAGAAGGUGAAUAUAACAAUGGCCACAAAGAUCAGACUGUCCUGCAAUUUGACAAUUCUAACAACAAAAGAAUCUCCAACAAUUGGAACCUGGAAAAAAGAUGGCAAUGAGAUUGGUAAAGAGGAAGUUGUGUCGGUGCAGAAAGAGGCUUCCUUAUCUCACGAGUUUGAUUUUCAGAAUGGCAGUGAUGCUGGAAACUAUUCUUGUAUCUUUGACACACACCCAAAAUUGGAAGGCAGGUUUGAAGUUCAAAUUCCUCCUAUUUGGGCCAAAAGUGUGAGUCUAACACGUUCAACUGGUGAUCAAGUUAAUUUAACUUGCGGAAGUGAUCAGUAUGCUCCACUCAACUGGAUUUGGUCGAAGGAAGCCCAGAGCAGCAAAGUGAUACUGAGUAAUGAAACGGAAGACUUUUACAUCCAUAGUAAUGUCAACAAAUCAACACUUUCAAUAAAAAGUAUCAUAAUGGAUGACACAGCUUACUACCGCUGCAGUGCACACUAUGCAGUGGGGGACAGUACACUGCGGAUCUACCUGAAGGUUCACGGCCUAACUGCAGCUAUUAUCCCUUUCCUGUGUAUUGUUGCUGAGGUACUUGUGUUAGUUGUUGUCAUUCUGGCUUGUGAAAGAAAGAUGAAGCAGAAGGAAGAACCCAUCGAAGAUGUAAUCUUUCCAAACAACUUGACCACAGAAGAGCUGCUUGAAUCCACUGAAAAUGGAGCCCGGCAUAGAAAUGUUUAACCUAGUUCCAUGUAAGUAAGUGGGAAUAAUUCAUUUAGACUAGUGAUCUAAACAUCCAUAAGAUCAUAUGAUUAUGUGAUAAGAGCAGAAGUCUACUCUGCCAUUCAAUCAUGGCUGAUCUAUCUCUCCCUCCUAGCCCCAUUCUCCUUACUUCUCCCCAUAACAUCUGACACCCAUACUAAUCAAGAAUCUAUCUCUGCCUUAAAUAUAUCCACUGAUUUGGCCUCCACAGCCUUCUGUGGCAAAUAGUUCCACAGAUUCACCACCCUCUGACUAAAGAAGGUGAUGCCCGACUGAAGAAGGUGAUCCAUGAUGGAAAGUCAACCAACUGCCAAGUCAUUGGUGAGAGAUGAGGCAUACCCUUGGAAUUUCUCAUCUUACUCCAUCGUGCUUUGCUUGAUUGAUGGAGUUGAAAUUAGAACCUAGCUCACUGAAACCUUCUUGACCUGAUCAAAAUCAUAAAACAUUGUUCAUCAAGAUUAAACUGACCCAUCACAACUGAAGUGUAGUGAGACUGCAUUAGAAAUGUGGCAAAUUCAAAGGUUCCCUAGUGCCUCAUAAUAACAGAUUGGUUAAUCUUGCUCCGACAGCCAGGUCUAAACUCUUGUAUUCAUAAAAUAACAUUAUUCAGAAGAUCACACUUCUGAAUCUCGUGAUUGGUGGCUUUUUCUUUAAUUGAUUCCCAAAGAAAGUUACAUUAUCUUUUCCAGUUUGACUUUUAAAGGCUGCACCUUUCGAAAUGUUUUAAGGUGUUUCUAAAAAUGCUUGCGUAAAAUUAACGCAACAUGUAGAGCAUAUGGUUCAUGGGGGAUGAAUUUAUAAAGAACCUAAUCCCUAUUUCAGGCAAAUGCUUUGGAAAUCUUAGGGUUUAUAAGUGAUAGGAACAGAAUAAGGCCAUUCGACCAUCGAGUCUACUGCGCCUUUCGAUCUAUCUUUCCCUCUCAAUCCCAUUCUCCUGCCUUCUCCCCAUAGCCACUACUGAAGAAUCACGGGAUGUAGAGUUACCCAAUACCCAGAGUACUCCCUCCAUGGCCUGAGCAUCACAUACUAUCUGCUGAAGACACUUUGCUGAUUGUUUCAUAGAUUUUAAAUGGUAGCAUUUUUUUUAGCCAAUUACUUUCAAGCUAUUGUUUCAGUUCUGUUCUGUGCUUAUAGAGUCAUAUAGCGAUGACACAAGCCCUUCAGCCCACCUCAUCUAUACUGAACAAGAUACCCCAUCUAAGCUAGUUCCAGUUUCCUGUGGAUGGCUAAUAUCUCUCUAAAACGUUCCUAUCCAUCCACCUAUCCAAAUUACUUUUUUUUAACAUAGAACAGAGAACGUGGAAAAGUACAAUGUAGGAACAGAUUCUUCAGUCCACAAUGUCUGUUCCAAACAUGAUGCCAAGCUAAACUAAUCUCAACUACUUGUGUGAUCCAUACCCUUCCGAUCAAUGUACAUACAUGUGCCUAUCCAAAAGUCUCUUGUAAGCCACUAUUGUAUCUGUUUCCACCACCACCAACCCCAGCAACUCUUUGCAGGCAUCUACCAAAAUCUAUGUAAAAAAACAGCCCCCCAUAUAUUCUUUAAACUUUACCCCCUCCACCUUAAAGCUAUGUCCUCUAGUCUUUGACAUUUCCACCCUGAGGAAAAGAUUUAGACAGUCUACCCUAUAUAUGUCGUUCAUAAAUGUUAAAUGUUGUUAUUGUAGCUACGUCAACAACUUCCUCUGGCAGAUCAUUCCAUGUGCCCACCAUCCACCAGGUGAAAAAACUGCACCUUAAUUACCUAUUACAUUUUACCCCCCUCACCUUAAAUCUAUGCCACCUAGUUCCUGAUUGUUCUACACUUGGAAAAAGAUUCUGUGCAUUCACCCCGUCUAUGCACCUCAUGAUUUUAUACACUUCUGCAAGAUCACUUCAGAGCCUCCUCUACUCCAAGGAAUAACAUCCUAGCCUGCCUAACCUCCUUCUGUAGCUCAGGCCCUUGAGUCCGGGCAACAUCCUCAUAAAUCUUCGCUUCAUGCUUUCCAGCUUGUACUGGAUGUGUUGUGCAUAAAGCUGGUAUUGAUUCCAUUCCACAAAGGGGUUGCUCAGCAGCACCUUAGUACAUAUGCCACAGAGGUUUACCUGCUUUCACCGAUCUCCUUUUGCAAUGCUGCUAAAAUGCCUCUAGCACUGGCCUAUUGUCAUAAUGAAAGCAUUGCAAAUAAUAUUGCAGGCCCCUGAAAAUCACCAUGUCACCUUUGUUGUUGGUUUUGAGCUCUGUCUUCCAUUGGCAAUUAAUGACAUUUUCCAUAUAUUUAAAUGACUGUGCAUAUUUCUUAGCUCAUUUGCAUUUUGAUACUUUCUGAAUUAGAAUUGAUGUGAAUAUUUUUACUCC
Messenger RNA from Leucoraja erinaceus (little skate), 3760 nucleotides. RefSeq names its product embigin-like. The record is from RefSeq and is a predicted model, not a curated record. The coding region runs from base 490 to 1401 and encodes 303 amino acids. The transcript has 8 exons. NCBI's taxonomy places the organism in Eukaryota, Metazoa, Chordata, Chondrichthyes, Rajiformes, Rajidae.